This is a messenger RNA of Mauremys mutica (yellowpond turtle), 796 nucleotides long. It is a transcript of the gene POLR2J, whose product is annotated as RNA polymerase II subunit J. Gene Ontology annotation, molecular function: protein dimerization activity; DNA binding. The transcript is spliced from 4 exons. The record is from RefSeq and is a predicted model, not a curated record. NCBI's taxonomy places the organism in Eukaryota, Metazoa, Chordata, Testudines, Geoemydidae. Gene Ontology annotation, cellular component: RNA polymerase II, core complex. Gene Ontology annotation, biological process: transcription by RNA polymerase II. Bases 113 to 466 code for a protein of 117 amino acids.
CUGCGUAAUGCCCCGGAAGUGGAAGUAGCCCCCCCUGGGUGCUCCCGGAAGCGGAACCUGAGCUAGGCGCUGCUGGGAGCGGACGCGCCGCCGGCGCCGUUACCGCCGCAGGAUGAACGCGCCGCCGGCCUUCGAGUCCUUCCUGCUCUUCGAGGGGGAGAAGAAGAUCACAAUUAAUAAGGAUACAAAAGUACCAAAUGCCUGUUUGUUUACAAUCAACAAGGAAGACCACACACUUGGAAAUAUUAUUAAAUCGCAAUUACUGAAAGACCCUCAGGUGUUGUUUGCAGGAUACAAGGUCCCACAUCCUCUGGAACAUAAAAUCAUCAUUCGAGUUCAGACCACUCCUGAUUACAGUCCCCAGGAAGCUUUCACCAAUGCUAUCACAGACCUGAUCAGUGAACUCUCCCUUCUGGAGGAGAGAUUCAGGGUUGCUAUCAAAGAUAAACAAGAAGGAAUUGAAUAGAAACAUGAAGCUUCAAGUGGACUUUUAUUUUUUUUUACCUGGAUUGUGUUAUGUUUGUUUUCAUGAUAGUGGAUGUGACUACUUCAUUGAACAAGUUCUUUAAGGAUUAUUUAAAACUUUCACUAAGAAUUAAUGUCUCUAACUAAAAAUUAUGAAUUUAGGGCUCCCACUAUUAAUUUAUCCUGUACAGAACUCACAAUGCUGCUUUCUGUGGGCAGACUAUUUGCAGGUAAGAUUAUUUGAGCUAUUAAACUUUUUUCAAAGCUGUGUGUGAGACUUCCACAAUGAGUGUAGAGCCUUUGAUUACUCUUAUAAAGAGGUAAGAUAACA